AUGAGUGUCUUAUCGGCGAAGGCAUGUCUCGACGGUGUAAAGAAGAAAAUAGAAGAACUUCAAGUUGAUGUGAAGGGAAAAGAAGCGAUGAAUCUGGUGCUAUCUCAGCAGUUAGAACGAACCAAGGAUAUUCUGAAGAACGAGCAAUGGAUCCGAGAUGCGUCAACUGCACAGUUCAAUGAUCGGUACUCCAAACUGCAGAAGUCUUUGGAAGAAAAAACGAAAGAAAUGGAACUGUUGAGAGAGAAUAUGGAGAACAUAGUUCUCAAACACCAGAAGGAGAUAGCCCAACACGAAGCAGAGAUGAAAGAGUGCCGAGAGCAAAACGAAAAGCUCGUCGAGAAACUCGAGUCGAUGACCACGAUCAAAUCGGAAGUUGAGCAGAAGAAGUGCUACUUGGAGGAAAGAAUCAAACUUCUCGAAGAAGAUUCGCUCGAAACCGAGGAGGAGUUGAGGAGAAACGUCGAGCAGACGCCGCGGAAGUCUGUCGCAUUCAGUAUUGAUAUGGAUUCCAGCGAUACUAUCAGAGGAACUCCGAUUGGAUUCAAGUGCAAUCCACGUGAGUCGGUCUGCUCCAUCUGCGACUUGUUCGAGCGAUGCUCGACCGCCCGCUCUUCGAUGCGCUCCGAAACAAAUACAAUCGCUUCAACGUCGGAAUUCAAGCCACCAUACACUUCAACCACGAGUGAAAGAAUCAGUAUCUUGACGUCUCGAAACGAGAAAUUGAAACCACACCUGCAAAGCUCGUAUGCCGUCGAAAUGGCCGACGUCAACUCGCCAUCAGCCGACGAGGAGAAUGUCCGAAAAGGAGGAGGAGUGGAGAAAAAGAAGAGACGUAACUCCAUCUUCGCAUUCAAGAAGCAUUAA
Messenger RNA from Caenorhabditis remanei, 867 nucleotides. RefSeq lists its product as uncharacterized. The record is from RefSeq and is a predicted model, not a curated record. The coding region runs from base 1 to 867 and encodes 288 amino acids. Lineage: Eukaryota; Metazoa; Nematoda; Chromadorea; Rhabditida; Rhabditidae. The transcript has 3 exons.